GUCAGUUAGUGGCCUUGAAAUAGUUCAAAACUAUGGAGUCUCAGGAUGAUAGUAAUACGCAGGAGUCAAAAAGCACAGAUACUAGGGUUUAUUUAGAUAAAACUGUGGUCCCAGUACUUUUAAAAGGCCUGAAUAUGAUAGCCAAAGAAAGACCGCCUAACCCAAUCGAAGCGUUGGCAAUAUUUUUGAUGCAGCAUAAAGAGGAGACAGAAAACGAAUAGUCUAGAGAAGAAAUUUUUAAAUACUGCUUGAAAUAAAUCUUUUUAUUUUGUGAAAUCGAAAGUGCGGAAGUUUUUUUCGAAUAAUGAUUGUAAAUCAAUAAAACGUAUAUUUUGAU
Messenger RNA from Schistosoma intercalatum, 337 nucleotides. The record is from the annotation of a GenBank genome assembly. Lineage: Eukaryota; Metazoa; Platyhelminthes; Trematoda; Strigeidida; Schistosomatidae.